Messenger RNA from Ixodes scapularis (black-legged tick), 5031 nucleotides. Its product is annotated as bis(5'-adenosyl)-triphosphatase ENPP4. The record is from RefSeq and is a predicted model, not a curated record. Bases 321 to 1751 code for a protein of 476 amino acids. The transcript is spliced from 6 exons. NCBI's taxonomy places the organism in Eukaryota, Metazoa, Arthropoda, Arachnida, Ixodida, Ixodidae.
GUCGCUACGUCACUGACGCCGCUGAUGCGAGGCCGCCACGGCGACGCUGUCAAGACCUCGACUCGUUACUAAAUUCCGCGCAACAGCAGCAGGUGCCGUCGUCAGCUGUCGGUCGUCCACUUCGGACAGUUCAGAGCUUUCACCGUGGCGCGUCCCUACCAUAUCCAUAUGCUCCCCUUGUCCGAAAGGAUGCUCCUCGUGUCUGGUUUCACGUACGUGAGUGCUCAUGCACAUCAGCGGUCGAACUGUUGGGUCGACGUGUCUGCCAGCGGUCAGUAGAGCUUUAAAAGAGAUUGAAGUGAGGCUAGCUACAGCUCCCGAUGAAGUCCUGCGCUUGGUGUCUGCUAGUGCUAUGCCACGCCUGGUGGGCGGGCUGCGCCGCAUCUGACGAUGUCCCGCUCCUACUGGUCGUGUCGUUCGACGGCUUCUGGUACCAAUACCUGUCCCUCUACAACACCCCCAAUAUCCAGGCGCUGGCGGCCGAAGGAGUUCGCGCGGAGUACAUGAAGAACGUGUACGUGACCAAGACUUUUCCCAACCACUUCACGCUGGCGACGGGGCUGUACGAGGAAAGCCACGGCAUCAUGGGCAACUCCAUGUACGACCCGACGCUCAACGAGACCUUCGACCUGAGCAACACCGACCCCAGGUGGUGGGACAACGGGCAGGUGGUGCCCAUCUGGAUUGCAAAUCAGCUGCAUGGCACGUCGAGGCGUAGCGGGGGCAUGAUGUGGCCGGGCACCGACGUGACGUUCCACAAUGGCCGCGCCCACCGCGUGCUGGCUUACGACCCCCGUGUGAACUUCACCACCCGGGUAGACACGGUCAUCUCGUGGUUCCUGGACUCGGCGGAGCCUGUCAAUUGUGUGCUCCUGUACCACGAAGAACCCGACGCGACGGGCCACCGCUUUGGGCCAUUCUCAACUGAGGUUCGGACCCAGGUCGAGGCCGUCGACAAUCUGGUCGGGCAGAUGGUGCAAAGCCUGGCGGCAGCGGGCCUCUUGGACAGGCUGAACCUGUUGCUGGUGAGUGACCAUGGCAUGGCCUCGGUGCCGUCUGCCAACGUGAUCGAUGUGGACGCCAUCCUGGGUGCCGACGCUUACUUGGAGUACGGCACCAGCCCCGUCUGGAAUCUGGUUCCUCGUGGAGGUCACACUGCCGAGGAGCUGCACAGCAAGCUAGCGCAGGCAUCGAGCCGGGGGGUGCGGCUGCGAGCCUACCUGGCUGCCGACAUCCCUGCCGAAUACCACUAUGCCGGCAAUGCCCGAGCGCUCAGCGUUCUCCUGGAGGCAAAUGAGGGCUGGGAGUUGGUCAGAGGCAAUCCAGGGCCCCGGGACAACCGGACUGUAUAUGGAGCCCACGGCUACAACAACAGCCUAGACUCUAUGCACCCGCUGUUUGUGGGGCGUGGGCCGGACCUGGUCCGUGGCCUGGUGGUGGGGCCCUUCCCCAACGUGGACCUUUUCCCCCUCAUGUGCGUGCUAUUGCGCCUGCCCGUGCUGCCCUCCAACGGCUCCUUGGACCACGUUGUGUCCAUGCUGCGCCUCGCUGGGACCCCGCAAGACCGGCAGGUUGUCCCGGUCGUGUUCUUGGUGGCACUGGGGGUGCUGUCGGCGACGACUCUGGUCGCUUUGACGGCCCUGGGCUUCCAGUUGUGGAAGGGCCGCGGCAGAAAACAGAUCCGGGAAGUGGCCCUUGCCUGGAGCCGCCCCGAGGAGCAAGCGCAGCUGCUGGUGGCAGAGGACCUAUGACGCCACCUUGAGCCAAAGGGUUGACCCUCCCUUCACGUAGCCGGAGAGAUAUGCUGGCCUUUCCUUAUGCACCGUCUUAAUGCCUCUGGGGAAACGCCGGAUGAAUGUAGAGAAACAUCUAGGGAAAAGAUGAGAUCUAGGGAAAUAUAUUGGGAAGUGCUGGAUUUUAAGAAACACCAAGGGAAAUGCCAGAAGGAUCUAGGGAGGCAUAUAAAGAAACAUUUAGGGAAAUGCCGGGAUCUAGAGAAAUGUUUAGGGAAGCGCUGGGACUAGGGAAACACCGAAGGAAGUGCCAGAUGAAUCUAAAGAAGCACAUAGAGAAAUGUCUGGAUAAAUGCAGUGAUCUAAAGAAUUUCCAAGGGAAGUGCUGGAUCUAGAGAAAUGCCAGAUGAAAGUGUUGUCCUGAAGGUCCUGCUGAAAGGGCAGCUGAAGUGCUCCAUUCUCUGAUUUUCCUUUUGGGGCAUUCUGCUGACGUGGAGAUGACAGUUUCUUGGUUCCUACUUUUUUGUGUGUGAGGUUGAGAAUCAUCUUUGCCCCAAACAGUAUUGUGUGACGGUGGUCGCUCACUCAACUAGCACUACCAAAGCAGCUGUUCUGCUUUUUUCAUGCCACUUAUGCUUCUUAUCUUGACAAAAGGAUGUUCGCUUUUUGGAAGUUGUGAAGCCGAUAAAAGCGGUUUUGAAUUUUUUUGCUACCAGUAGGAAAUUAUUAUGUCAUAGAAGAACUGUUAAAGACUUUUUCGUGGUGGUAUUUUGGUUCCUCGUUGUAGUUCAGUGUUUCCCAAACUGUGGUUUGCAACUGCAAGGAGGUCACAAAAGUUUCAAUAAAAAACACUUAACAACUCAAAAAAAAAAAAUCGAAUUGGGCAUUUGGUAGUGGCGAUGAUAAAAACAAAGUGCAGGUCGCAGCUCAACGUCGAGUCAAAACCAAGGGUUGCGAUGUCCCCACUUUGCUCUCGCUUGGAGAAACUGUGCUCUAACAAACAAGCUCACCUUAGACAUCAGGGACAGUCCUUCCUGAUGGCAUGCAUGUUUUUUUCGAUGGUUUCUAGGCAACCUGAUUCGCUUUGACUAUAUUGACUGUCAAGUAAAAUUUCAGUGUUAAUUUCAGGUACUGCUACUCUUCAUGUACUGAAAUCAAAAAAUCUUGUGGUAUCGCGAAAAGCCAGCCAAGUGUGUGGGGAGGGGAGGGGGGGGGGGGGCACGGCAGAGGGUGGGUUGCAACAAUAUACUCUUUUUAUCCUCUUGAUGGUUUGCAGGGUGGCAGUUUGGAAAGCAUUACUGUAGCUGAUUCCAGCUCAUAGAGUUUAUCUAUAUCCCACAAGUAUUUGUCUAAAUCUCUAUUUAUACAAAGUAAGCUCCAUCAUGAGGAUUUUGUUGCUCUAUGUUUGUUUUUUGGUUCUAGACAUUCCAGUUGAUUUUCCUUGCGGCCAUGUGUAACUUGCUUUCAUCUUGAAGGGGAGAACCACAGACGUACAGUGCGUUUCUUGCAACCGAGCGACUAUCGUCAAAUCUAUGUUUCAAAAUGUGCUUACAUGGGUAAUAAUGUGUAGUGUCUGUCGCAGCCCCGUGCGAGUGACAGAUGAAGAAGUGCAGGCAUGGUGUUUGUUCUCUUGGUGUGUCUCGCUCUCAUACUUAACUAAAUCACUUGUGCCUUAGUAAAACAUGGGCCUCUGGUACGGCCAGUGAUGGCAAAAACGGAGAGUUGGCAUUUACUAACUAUGCUGUAUCAUGUUAUGCAUUUAAACUACCUUGCUGUUGAGCACUUAACAGGUUAUGGGUGUGGGCAAUUGUGCCCUUGGAUGAGCCUGUUUGGUGGCCAUGUUGUUUAACACCCACCGCAAGCAAAUUUUGCUCAUCGUGCGUGUUCUUUAAGAUUUGGUUGUCACAGAAAAAAAAACACUAGUUUUUACGUUUAAUUGAAAUAUACGUUUUGAUGAAAUAACCAUUAAGUGAUCUUAAAUGCACGCACACACAAGUAUCUUAAUUUCCCAUGUAAAAGGAGGAAUUCGUGUUGCUCCACGACGAGCCGAGCUUUUUGUUUUGUGGUUCUUUUCCUAAAAAUGAGUAUAAAUCUAUGAGCAACAUUGGAUUGCAAUGCUGCUGAGAGGUGGACAGCUUAAACCUUCGCUUACGUUAGUGGUGGCAAGAACAUUGUUGGGAGUUGGGCCUCACUAAGGUUGUUGGUUGUCCUCUUUCUGUUACAGUCUCUCAUUCAAUGUGUUCAACUUCUACCCUAUCUCGCUAUUUGUGCACAAUGUUACCAAAGUUAUAGGGGCUGGAGUGUAACAAUAGCUUUUGGAGGAAGGGAACAAGGAACUGCUUUCUUUCUUGGACCCUCUUUGUAUAUGCAUUCCCGUGUUGCUUCUCUCUCUCGGAGAUUAGCCAGUCAUUAAAAAUCUACACAAAAGCGGCUUUCCGCUCUCUCUGACCCAUGGCUUUUGCAGCAUAUGUGCAACUAGCGAGAUAGAGUGUAGCUUCUUGCUUUCAUUCUGCUUGGACUGCGGUGGUAGCUAGAGACACCGCAUAUGCUCUCGAAAGGUCAGUGCUGGUUAUACAGUUGUUUCCAUCAUGCGCUCCUUCAUAAAGCCUCCAUAUUCCGGUUGCUAGCAGCCCCUGAAUUAAGACAAGUGUGUGGGGACCGAUUUCACGCCGAAAGAAUGGUUGAUGGAAAUUCUGUGUGAACAUUACUUCGAUAUACGUUUGAAGCAUUUGGCACAUUUGCCACUGACAAAUCGGGCUCUUAUUUCUGCUAUUGUGUAUGUGGUGAUCAGAAACAGUGCAAAAGAGGAACAUAUACAACAGGACAAACGCUGACUCACAACUAUUCAUUUUUUUUUUUGCUUGUAGAAAAUAAAUAAAACAAACAAUGUAUCGCACAUUUAAUGAAGUGCCAGCGCUUGCCGUAGUGUGCACAUAUCAUGGGUGGAAGAUGCACGUGUGCAUGUAUGGUGCGCUGUUUGUUUUAUUUCUUGUUUUUUGUAAGUAGAAAAUUAAUAGCUUUUAGCCAGUGUUCGUCCUGUCGUGCAUGUUCCUCUUUUGUCCUUGCCUUUCGCACUGUUUCUAAUCGGCAUGUACAACUACCAAAACUUUCACCUCUAAUACAGUGCUAUUGUGCUCCUUUCAAGAGCACGUGCUAUGGCUCCAGCGGCAACUUAAAUGCCUUCCAUGGAACAAUCUUUGGAAUGGUUGUCUGAGAUCUCAUUGGGUAUGUUUUAUAGUCAUUUUAAACACUUAAGCUUUUGCAUCUAGUCCCUUAUAAAUAAAAAUAUUAUGUAUAA